AUGGUGAAAUUCUUGAAGCAGAACAAGGCCGUGAUCCUCCUUCAAGGUCGAUACGCCGGCAAAAAAGCGGUGAUAAUCCGUUCCUUCGACGACGGAAACCGUGAACGUCCUUACGGACACUGCCUCGUCGCCGGGAUCAAGAAAUACCCGAGCAAAGUCAUCCGCAAAGACUCUGCGAAGAAGACGGCGAAGAAAUCUAGGGUUAAGUGUUUCGUCAAGCUCGUUAACUACCAGCAUCUGAUGCCUACUCGUUACACGCUCGAUGUGGAUCUCAAGGAAGUCGCGACUCUCGAUGCUCUUCAGUCUAAGGAUAAGAAGGUUGCUGCUCUUAAGGAAGCUAAGGCUAAGCUUGAGGAACGUUUCAAGACUGGGAAGAACAGAUGGUUCUUCACUAAGCUCAGGUUCUGA
This is a messenger RNA of Arabis nemorensis, 408 nucleotides long. The record is from the annotation of a GenBank genome assembly. NCBI's taxonomy places the organism in Eukaryota, Viridiplantae, Streptophyta, Magnoliopsida, Brassicales, Brassicaceae.